UCUUUUUAAAAGCCAUUUUCGUAAAUAUUUAUAAUAUGUUUUACCGUUUUUCAGGUUGAUGAUCACUGAAGUCGUUCUUUCUUCACCAAAAUCUAAAGUUGACGAAUAAAGAUGUGGACUUUUCCAAAAUUUUGUGUUGUCAGCUAAAUGAGAAAAAGCCAUCAAGAGGUAUUCAUUUCUUGCUUAUGAGUCUCCCCAGAGAAGAAAGAAUAAUAGGAAACACACUGAUGUACUCUAUUGUUUUUACGAAAAGAAAACAGUUUACUCAGAAAUUACCUUUAAAAAACAGCACAUUCAGAAAAACUAAAGAUGCCCGAGAGAAAUGUAUCGUUUAUUACUGGUGACAGUAAUGAUGGUAAUGAAUAUAUAGUGAAACCCACCUGGGAGAUGGUGUUGACGGUGGUGUCUCUGAGUCUUAUCAUCAUCUUCACCAUCGUCGGCAACGUCUUCGUCAUCCUCUCUGUCUUCACGUAUCGUCCGCUGAGAAUAGUACAGAACUUCUUCAUCGUGUCCUUGGCUGUGGCUGACUUGACAGUGGCAGUGUUUGUGCUGCCAUUAAAUGUCACCUACAGCAUCAUCGGCAAGUGGAUAAUGGGGAGGUACCUGUGCGAGAUGUGGCUCACUUUCGACGUUAUGUGCUGCACAGCAUCCAUCCUUAACCUGUGCGCCAUCGCCCUGGACCGCUACUGGGCCAUCACAGACCCCAUCAACUACGCCCAGAAGCGCACGCUGAAGCGUGUGCUGAUCAUGAUCGCUCUGGUGUGGACCAUCAGCCUCGUUAUAUCCAUUCCACCUCUCUUAGGCUGGAAUGACUGGCCGGAUGAAUUUACCAAAGAAACCCCGUGUGCCCUUACACAGGAGGAAGGAUUCGUCGUUUUUUCUUCAUUUAUAUCAUUUUACUGUCCUCUGAUCUUUAUGUUUGUAAUGUACAUAAAGAUAUUCACGGCCACAAGGCAGAGACUCAGAGAACGAGCCAAGGCCACCAAGAUUAAAAAGUUGAUAUCUGGAAGAAACGAGAGAGUUACCACACUCAUACAUUCUGAAUCAAAGAUACACGGACACAGCAGCAGCCUCAGCAGGAGUGCAACACCUUGUUCAACAGUGUGUCAGUAUGAAGUUGAAACAUCACUCAGUGAACAGGAAAAAUCUUGUCAGGUUAACAAUAACGCUCCCACCAGCGGCUCUGCUGAAGCCACGAACCGUAAGAGCACUGGCAGCAUUAUCAGGAAGUUCAUCGCUGACAAACAGAGAAUAUCACUGACCAAGGAGCGCCGUCUGGUGCGUACUCUCACCAUCAUUAUGGGUUCCUUCGUCGUCUGCUGGCUUCCAUUCUUCCUCAUGUACAUUAUCCUUCCCUUCUGUCCAAAGUGCACCGUCCCCAGCGUAAAAGUCACCGACACAAUAGAAUGGUUGGGCUACGUCAACUCUGCAUUGAACCCCGUCAUCUACACUGUCUUUAACAAAGACUUCAGAACAGCUUUUUUCAGUAUAGUAAAGUGCCAACCGCAUAUACUGUCUACUUAGUAAUUAAACAUAAUGAUCAGAUACACGGCUUACUUUCUUUUAGGAUAUGAACCGUUUGGUUAGGUUAAGUGCAAAAGUCUGUCAACUUCACGAGGACUGUUAAGACUGCACAUCACUUUUUAGACGGGUUGUGAGGUGUUAUAUAUUCUUUUCUUUUAUGUAAAAUGGAAGGAUUAGGUAGGAUCGAGCCACCGUCCCACUGUACUGAUUGUUGUCACAAACACUGCACACUUUAUGGUCACAAACACUGCACUGUUUUUGGUCACAAACAUUGCACUGUUUGUGGUCACAAACACAGAGUCCACCAGACAGUUGUCACGAAAAGAGUUUAACACAAUUAUGGAUACCUCUGAUGCCUGACAAUGUUCCUGUGUCCCUGAUGGAAGUGUAAGCUUGCAUUUGGAAUUGUGUAAUACGGGAUUUCUCAAACAGUGCAGCCAGGGUACGUAAUAAUCUUUUAUUAGCACUAUAUUUCUCUGUGUAGACCUUCAUCAAGUCAUGACUAAUAAUGCUGUGCACAAAGCUAAAAGUUGUUUUAAUAAAAGUUCGUUCUACAACCCGUGGCUGACCUUCACUAUGGCCGACAGUUCUCCACAUCAGUCCAACAGUAUGAACGUCCAACAGCAUCAUUGUAGAUUCAGCAAGAGUUCUGUGAAAAACUUUUUAAUGCCCAUAUGUAGUGUUCAUCUUGUAUUGUGAAAUUUAUGUUAGAUAAAAUUGUCGUUUUAAUUAUAUAUUCAGGGUGUUUUAAAUCAAUGCUUUGAAACUGGGUCAAUUUUGAA
This is a messenger RNA of Cherax quadricarinatus, 2306 nucleotides long. NCBI's taxonomy places the organism in Eukaryota, Metazoa, Arthropoda, Malacostraca, Decapoda, Parastacidae. The record is from RefSeq and is a predicted model, not a curated record.